This is a messenger RNA of Zophobas morio, 6609 nucleotides long. RefSeq names its product cadherin-87A. Gene Ontology annotation, cellular component: plasma membrane; catenin complex. Gene Ontology annotation, biological process: homophilic cell-cell adhesion. The transcript has 25 exons. Lineage: Eukaryota; Metazoa; Arthropoda; Insecta; Coleoptera; Tenebrionidae. Gene Ontology annotation, molecular function: cadherin binding; calcium ion binding. Bases 469 to 6159 code for a protein of 1896 amino acids. The record is from RefSeq and is a predicted model, not a curated record.
GACAAUUAUUCAACACCACAACACCAAUCCCCCCUUGUUCUGCUUUCCGUUUCUUCAGUCACCGUCUACCAACCGCACAACCUUCACCGAAUGCACAGUUACGAGCCGGCUCCUUGCGGUCAUGUGUGAACGUACCUUAAUUCUGCGUGUCUGUGUGUUGUUCGAUUAAUUCGCUCUAAUUGAGAUCAAGUGUUGUGCUUGUGGUUUGUCAGUGAUGAUAAGGAGCACGUGUUCAGUGACCAGCUGAUGCCUCGUUGGGAUUACGGGAAGUUCGAUUGACGGUCGUACUGGAAGGGGAACGGUACUGCAGGAAUAGCCGUUAUGUGCACUCGCUUUUUGGAUAAUGCCAUCGAUUGUGGUCUAGCGGGACUUGUAAAACAAUAAAAGGUCCUGGUGUAAUGAACUUUCCCUCAGGAUAAGGAACAAGCGGAAAAUCUCACAGACGCGGAAUCUAACAGGACUCGAUUCAUGAUGAAGGCGGUGAGGGACACGUUUUUUGCAGUCGUCGCCAUCUUGGGCCUUCUACACAAAGGAUGCUGUGCCAACUUACCGCCGGUGUUCACGAUGGACAUGAACAAUUUGGCCAUAUCGGAAAGAACGCCCGUAGGUAGGGAGAUUUAUAUCUUGAAGGGCUCCGAUCCGGAGAACGGGCCUGUGCAUUUCGCGUUAGAGGGGACCGACGUGCUGCAAGUGAACCGAAAUACGGGGGCGGUGACCGUCGUCAAACCCCUGGAUUAUGAGACCAACACCACCCUUAAGGUCAUUGUAAGCAUCGAAGACGAAGUCCAAGGUGGCAGAAACAACGUAGUUUCAGUCCCUACGAACGUGAUAAUCCUAGAUGAAAACGAUAACGCGCCCGAUUUCAUAGAUGCUCCUUAUGAUAUACUAGCGCAGGAGGACGCGCAAAUCGGAACGACGAUAUUCUCGAAAGUGCUAGUGGAAGACAAGGACACGAUAGGUGCAAACUUGGAAGUCGAGUGCAUUAACUUGCCUGAAUACCACGACGCGUGCGACUUUUUCCAAGUGGAAACUAUCGAGUCUCUGCAGAACUCGUACCACGGUGCCAUAAUCCUGCGGCAGAAGCUCAACUACACGGCUCAGCAAAAGCACCAGUUUUUGUUGAAAGCCACGGACGGCCAACUCAGCAGCAGUACAAACGUGACCGUAAACAUAGGUGACGUUCAAGACACUCCGCCCCGUUUUAUAGGCGAUUUAAAAGCGGAAGUCGACGAGAACGCCUCCAUUAACACCCUAAUAAUGACUGUUCAUGCAGAAGAUGGCGAUAGGGGCGUCCCCCGCAAGAUAGUGUACGAGCUCAUUAAUAAUCCCCUGGAUUAUUUUAUUUUGGACGCCAUUACCGGGGAACUGCGAACUGCUAGACCUUUAGAUAAGGAAGCCGUUGACAAUCCGCAAGGGAUAUUAACCCUAAAUAUCAAGGCUCAUGAACUCGUGGACGGGGUCAAAGGCACCGACCCUUCGACCGUAACCAACGCAGAAGCGACUAUCAAAAUUAGAGACGUGAACGACGAGCCGCCGUCGUUCAAUAAACGCGAAUACUUUAUCCAAAUCCCGGAGAACAUCUCCGAAGGGUCGGCGUUGCCCUCCCUGGACAUGGUAGUGACGGACCCGGACGAAGGCAACAACUCCGUCUUCUCCCUCCAGCUCGACGACAUCUCCUCCUCGUUCUCCAUCGAACCCAAAGUCGUGACCGGCUCUUCCCCCGUGAUUAUCCGCGUCGCCAACAGUUCCCUGGACUACGAGGACCUCAACCAGCGCAAAUUCAUCAUCUUAGCCGUCGCUAAAGAACUGUACACCUCCGAGCGCCUCUCCUCCACCGCCACCGUUACCGUGACCGUAACGGACAUUAACGAUAACGCGCCAACUUUUGAUCAAGAAGGAUAUUCGGCGGCCAUUUCGGAAGUGUCCAGCCCGGGAACUCCGGUAAUAACAAUAACUGCGAGGGAUCGGGACAGCGGAAACUUCGGAGAGAAUGGGAUUUUUUACCAUUUGUCCGGGAGCGGGAGCGAGAGGUUCGUGGUGCACGAGAGGACGGGGACGGUGAGUGUGGCCGAGUGCGACAAACCAGGAAAGGAGCCCUGUCUGGAUUUCGAGGAGAAAGAAGAGUACCGUCUGCACUUUAUCGCCACCGACGACGAAGGCAAAGGGCAAACCACGCGCGUCCCGCUGAAAAUCCUCCUGACCGACAGCAACGACAACCCUCCGGUCUUCACCCAAUCAAUCUACCGGGUUUUUAUUAACGAAGGCGCCGUCAAAUUCGAUCCCGAUCUCGUCGUGGAGGCGGUAGACGCCGACAAAACGUCGCACGUUACGUAUUCGAUCAUUUCCGGGAACGACGACGGCCUGUUUAGCAUCGAGCCGAACUCGGGAAAAAUACGCAUCGCUAGCAACAAGGGACUCGACGUCUCCAACGAUACUGAUAAUAUCGUUUUAUUAACUGUAAUGGCGAGCGACGGCACGUUUACUUCCACUUCCCUAGUCAACGUCACCGUCAGGGACGUUAACAACAAUUACCCGAUUUUCGUGGAGGAGAGCUACGUCGAGGCGGUGGCUGAAGACGCGGAAGUCGGGACGACGAUUGUCCAAGUGCGGGCCACGGACAUGGACAUGGGAGCUAAUGCCGAGGUCUCGUACGACAUACGAAAAGGGGCUUACGAAGACUUCCAGAUUGAUGAGGUUACGGGGACCGUGGUGGUUGCCUCCAAGCUGGAUUACGAUAGGCGGAACACGUACACGAUGGAGAUUAUAGCGAGGGAUCACGGGGAGCCACCGCUCACAGGGACGACUACCCUUACCGUGAACGUCAUCAACACGAACGACAAGACGCCCUAUUUCGUCCCUACCACUCAGAAAGCAGAAAUUAUGGAAGAUGCUUCUAUCGGCACGCUAGUCCACACUCUGGUUGGUCUAGACCCGGACGUCAAUUCCUCGGAAGCUUUGAAUUUUGCGGCCACCGAACCCAUCACGGCCUUAGAUAAGCACGGCAAUGAAGUGAUAGGAGACGAUACCUUCAAGAGCUUCUUCACCGUCGAUAAAAACACAGGAAAGGUCACCGUUGAAAAGAAACUACAACGUGAUAUUGCGGCCACUGUACGCAUUACCGUUCUCAUUACCGACAUCACAGCCCCCACGGUCCAACAAGGAGAAGGUCUUUUAAUCAUCACGAUCACCGACGUCAACGACUCCCCGCCCACCUUCUCAUCUCCGUGGACGCCCUUCGAUCCCACCUACACCCUCGAGCUCAAAGAAGAGCAGCCCGUGGGCACAAUCGUCUCAAAGUACAAAGCUGUCGAUCAAGACUCGGACAUCGCCGCCUACGCAAUAAUCCCCGAAAGCGAGCACUUCCAGAUAAACAACGGCACCGGAAUCAUCCAAAUCAAGAAACAAAUCGACUACGAGGAGACUCAAGAGUUGACUUUUACGAUCUACGCGUUCGACAGCGGCGUGCCCCAGCUCAACGCCACGGCUACCGUCAACGUGAAAGUGAUCAACAUCAACGACAACGAUCCCGUGUUUUCGGCGCCUUCGUACAACGCUAGCGUGCACGAGAACUCCCCGAACGGGACGUUCGUGGCGCGGGUGAAGGCGACGGACGGCGAUUCGGGCGACUUCGGCAAGAUUACGUACACGUUGACCGGCGAGCACAGCGGGAAUUUCGAAAUCGGGAGCGAGUCGGGCGUGAUCACGGUGGCCAAUUCCGGGUUUUUGGACCACGAAGUUGUGCAGGAGGUGGUGGUGCAGGUGGUGGCUAGUGACGGCGCGCCGAACAACGUGAAGAGGUCGGCGACGGUGCCUGUUAACGUGAAAAUAUUGGAUGUUAAUGAUAAUAAGCCGAAAUUUAAUCAGAGUGAGUACAACGUGACUGUAAUAGAAAACGUGAGGCUCAACCCGCCGGUUCCAUUGUUGCAAGUUAAUGCCACUGAUGAAGAUUCGGGGAUUAAUGGGAAUAUACAUUACGAAAUUAUUGGAGGGAACGACAGAGACAUUUUCCUCCUGGGUGUGGAAACGGGCAUCCUGUACCCCCACAAAUCGCUUCUGGGCCAAAACCGCGAUUUCCGGCUCCAGAUCGAGGCCCGGGAUGGCGGCGGCAACGGCCAGCUUUUCGAUCGUGCGGUUAUUAAUGUACAAGUGUUGAACGUUAACGAGCAUCGGCCCGAAUUUAUAAUGCCGUUCCUGCAGAAUGCAACAGUUGAAAUAACUGAGAACGCAGCUGUUGCGAACUAUCUAGUCAUGACGGUUAAAGCGACGGACGUGGACGAAAACGAGAACGGCAGAAUAACGUACCAUUUGAAAGUUGACGGACAGGACGUCCAGGAAACUGACGAGUUUUCCAUUGACGCUAACACCGGGGAGCUGCGGAGCAAGAAGUUUUUGGACAGGGAGGAAAAGGCGAAAUAUGAGCUUGUUUUGGUGGCUAAAGAUCACGGCUCGCCGAAGUGGUUUGAGACUCUGCGCUACCUGACGAUUCUUCUCGUGGACACUAACGACAACCGGCCUGAGUUUCCGGAUUCGCAAAGCACGAAUCCUUACCACUUUUACGUGACGGAGAACGAACCAAGCGGGACCAGAAUCGGUCAGGUGAAAGCUCUCGAUCGCGAUGAAGGAACCCACGCCAAAGUCUACUAUUACUUCCUCAAAGGUAACGAAAAUGGCGACUUCCGUUUAGACAAACUUGAUGGUUAUCUCUACACUAACAAAGCGUUCGAUCGUGAAGAUCGGGACGACUACAGUUUGUACAUUCUGGCUAAUAACGACCCAGACUUUUACCUCUCGCCGGAAGACAAAGAUAAGUUGAACGAAGACGAAGUCAUCCACGAUAGCAGCAUAGCAAAAGUAAAAGUCACCGUGAACGACGUUAAUGACAACAUUCCAAUUUUUGAGCAGAGCGUCUACAACACAGCCGUAAACGCCAUGGCUAACAUUAACGACUUUGUUACGAAUGUAACUGCGUUUGAUCCCGAUUUGGGUCCUAACGGUUCUUUGACCUAUUACAUAAAAGCGUCUAAUUUGUACAAAUACGGAUCAAACAAAAGCUCCGGAUCGAUUAUUCCCUCACCCUUCAACAUCACGGAAAGGGGUGAGAUUUCUACGGCCACUUAUCUAGCCGAGAAUAACCAGCACAGAUUCGUAAUUGAUAUUAUUGCGAGGGAAAACGCGUUCCCGGAAAGAGAGGCCUACACGCAAGUUCAUGUCUGGAUUUUCGAGCCCGAACAACUGAUUAGAGUCAUACUUUCGCGCCCAUCCGACGAAGUGACAAGAGAAAGGGAUGAAAUUAUCGCUGAACUGAGCAACGCCACUGAAAGUCUAGUUAUUAUUGAUGAAAUACGAUAUCACACGGACGACAACGGUUACAAGAACGAAGACUGGUCCGACAUGUACAUCCUCGUGGUGGAUCCUCUAACCCAAACCAUUCUCCCCGUUCCCGACGUGCUUAAAAUCAUCGACUCCAAGUACGACUUCCUCAAGGAUUAUUACGCAGGUUUUGCCAUCGAGAACGUCCUUCCCGCGUUCGUUAUGGAAAAAGAUGAGUCCUUCGAUCCCGCUCUGGCUGCACUUAUCGCUUUGCUCAUCGUCCUUUUUGUCGGUGUUAUCACUUUCAUCAUUGUUUGUUGCUGUCUGAGACACUGGGUGAUCUCACCCUCCGAUCUAAAGAAAAAAGAUGCUCUGAUUAAGAAAGCAAUCAUCGAUGACCUGAACACCACGGAAAACCCGCUGUGGAUCGAACAGAAACUGAAAAUCUACGAGGAGCAAGAAUUAACGAUGCAGGUGUUCAAUGAACCGGAACAGAACGUUGUGGCGCGAAGAAAUAGCGACGAUUUCAUCCCCGAGGACAAUACGUAUGCCACCAUUCAGCAUCCGAACCGGCGGGGUUCUUCGCAUAUCGCUUCCAGAUCUCUGGCUGAAGAUCUAGCGGAUUACGCCACUCUAUCGGGACUUCCACACCAGACGGACAGCUCGCAUAGCUCGCUCCGAGGAGCGCCAAACUAUUACGAAGCGGCGAUGGGCUUCCAGGGUUCCACAUUCCAAGUUCCCGAACGAAUCGGUGAUACCGACUACGACUCUUACAGGACUAGGUUUAAAGGAUCCGAACUGACGAUUAAUCAGGAAGGGCAACCCGAGUACGUUGCCGAACUGAUUUAAUUUUAAGAUGACGAGAUGCCUUCGUGUGACUAGUGAAAGUGACAAUAGUGAUUUAGAAAAGAACUGCUGUGUAAAUAAGGUUUUUAUUAUUUGGUCCGUCUGUUUGAGUUACAUGGGCGGUUCUUUCUAAAUCAACAGACAGUUUUUCUACUCUAGGAAAAGUGAUAAAAAGUUUGUUGAAAAUUAUGUAUCGUUACCUGAAUACUUAAGCGGGUCGAAGCCUGCGUCACGUAAUUUUCGAUUUUUUAUUAUUCGACGAUUAUUUCAUAGCGUGAUUUUGUGUAAGAUAUUAUUAUAUGUAUUAGGAUAACAAUUGAGGGCCAUAUCAGUUUUUAUUUUAAUAUACUUUGCUGGCAUAUUUUAAAUAGUUUUAUCUUAUUUAUUUUUUUACUGUAAUUAUUGAUAAAUAAAAUUGUAUAGAUUUGUACAUAAAUCUUUAUGUAUUGAUGA